Messenger RNA from Staurois parvus, 400 nucleotides. The record is from the annotation of a GenBank genome assembly. Lineage: Eukaryota; Metazoa; Chordata; Amphibia; Anura; Ranidae.
GUGCCACUUUCAGGUCUCCUCACACUGCUGGUGUGUUCCAUUUUUUGUCAUAGGGUGCUGGCAGAUUACGGGCCUCCCAUAGCUGCUGCCAGGCCCCUAAUCUGCCAUGGGCCCCUGUACCGCCUCCUCAUGCUGCUGCCAGGUCCAGAGUCUCUCAUGGGUCCCUGUACGGCCUCCCAUUGCUGCUGUCUCCAUCGCCACACUCUGCCAUGUGCCACUUUCAGGUCUCCUCACACUGCUGGUGGGUUCCAUUUUGUCAUAGGGUGCUGUAUGGCCUCCCAUUGCUGCUGCCUCCACCGCCAUACUGUGGCUCCACUCUGGUUUUGGCCCCGUGACUGCCCAAAUGAGUGAAGUGUGCGGUGAUUCUAAGAUUGACGGCACUCAUCUGCAUGUACUACUG